Molecule: messenger RNA, 1456 nt
Organism: Colias croceus (clouded yellow)
Lineage: Eukaryota; Metazoa; Arthropoda; Insecta; Lepidoptera; Pieridae
Product: proton-coupled amino acid transporter-like protein pathetic
Exons: 9
Coding region: 74-1456 (460 amino acids)
Biological process (GO): amino acid transmembrane transport
Cellular component (GO): vacuolar membrane
Molecular function (GO): amino acid transmembrane transporter activity
Source: RefSeq, a predicted model, not a curated record
GGUUGUAAAAUCAGUCUAUAAUAAGACUGUCGUUUGUUGUGUUCACUCGUGUUGUGUUUUGAAGGAUACAUUUAUGGAUAUCAAAUUAGGCCAUAUAAACACCGCAGUGGAAUCAGAUCAUGUAGACCCUUCAAAACCACCUCCUCAACCCCCACCAGAUGGGGGUAAAUAUAGCCUGCAGUCACAGAAACAAACAUACGACUUUGUUGCUCAUAGGCCCACGAGGAAACGUAAUAAUUUACUAGAAGCGACAGGCCACUUAAUAAAAGGAUGUUUGGGUGGUGGUAUAAUGGGUAUUCACGAAGCAUUCAUGAAGAGUGGUCUGUGGACGUCUUUGGUCAUGACUGUCGUCUUUGGCUUCUAUAUCUCUUAUUGUUUACAUUUACUAGUAAAUUCAGCGCAAAUAUUAUACACAAGGGUGCAGGUACCUGAAAUGUCUUACCCGGACGUGGCAGAAGCAUCUCUACGAGUAGGACCUUUUCCAAAAUUAAGGAAAUAUAGCAAAUGGUUCAGAUACGCAGUGGACCUCACCAUUUGCAUAGACCUUUUCGGCGCCUGCUGUGUUUACCAAAUAAUAAUAGCUAAAACUCUUAGAGAAAUUAUAGAAAACAACCAAGAUUUAGACUUGAAUAGUCUUAGAUUGUACAUAUUAGCACUGUUGAUACCAAUUUUGUUAUUGUGUAUGAUAACCACGUUGAAAUAUUUGGCGCCAUUUUCUUUGGUUGCUGACGUUUUUAUUGUUGUCUGCGUAGCUGCAACAGUAGUAUAUGGUCUAAGAUCAGCUCCACCCAUAUCAACAGUACCAGCUUGGAAAGACGCCGUGGGCUUCUUUGAAUUUUGCGGAAUUGUCGUCUUUAGCAUGGAAGGAAUAGGAGUCAUAUUGCCCAUUGAGAACAAUAUGGAAAGUCCCAAGAAAUCCCCAAUUGUUAUUGGAUUGGGGAUGACUAUUGUUCUUAUAUUCCUUGUAAUGGUUGGAUUUUUUGGUUAUUGGGGAUUUGGAGAGAAAUCUGUUUCACCCGUGACAUUGAAUUUCCCUGGUGAUACAUUCCCAACAAUCUUGAAAGCUCUAAUGGGUCUAAUGAUCUUCGUCACCUUUGCCCUUAAUUUCUGGGCUCCGUUCAACCUGGUCUGGCAUUAUGUCUCCAAGAAACAUGAUCCAAAGAAACACUGGAUAUAUGAGAGGAUCUAUAGAGGAUCCUCUGUUAUUAUAAUAACUGCUGUUGCGAUUGCGUUUCCUAAUAUUGGCAACUUGAUGGGACUGCUUGGAGCCUUCUGUUUAUCACUUAUGGGUUUCAUUUUCCCAGCAAUAAUCGAUCUCUUGGUUGUAUGGGAAAACCCUGGUCUUGGAAAAUGGAGAUGGCGACUUUGGAAAAAUGUUUUAAUUAUACUCGUAGGCAUUCUUCUAUUAAUUGCUGGCACUUACUCUAAUGUUAAGGGAUUAAUAAAAAAUAUGUAG